Molecule: messenger RNA, 1842 nt
Organism: Biomphalaria glabrata
Lineage: Eukaryota; Metazoa; Mollusca; Gastropoda; Planorbidae
Exons: 12
Coding region: 393-1790 (465 amino acids)
Source: RefSeq, a predicted model, not a curated record
UCAUAAGGCAAUUAAAAAAAUGGAGGGUCGAUAACAUCAGGACAAAUUAAAGAACCUUCGGACUAUUUCAUCUAGACUUACAUUAGACCUCAAUUAAAACUUGAUUGUGUGAACUAAAGUCUAAGUUUUGGUCUUGUUGGGGUACCGGGAGUUGAACUCGUUCAUUGAAAGGGGACAACUUUGGAUUCGAGGUCCUAGUGCAGAGUCAUAGUGUUGAAGUAGUUCAGACAAAAAAAAAGAUUGUAUGUCUAUUUUAUCUGAAAGAUUAACUCUAGUCUUUAGAGUUUAAUCAAGAAUCUAGAUGUAUGUACUUAAGUUAAGGUAGUUUUAAAACAAAAGUAAAUCUACAAUCAAAGAAAAAUCGUUUAUAUAAAUUACUGAGUCAGAAACUAAUGGAACAAUCAUGGUUGAUGACAAUGUGCCUAUUUCUGUCUCUAUUACCAAAGCUAGGUUGUCAAGAUUGUGUAGAACCAGAUCAAACUGUAUACACUAUAAAAGGAUUAGUAGGUGAGACUAUAGUGAACUUAAGUCUGUUAUCUGAUGGCUAUUGGAGCACCUCUGUACUAGAUAUCACAUCUGGCCAAGAGAUCAGCUCAUGCUUCAGCACAUCCUUAGAGAAUGAAACGAACACAUGGCUGCUACAAAUAGCUAAACAUUUACCUUUAAAUUUACGAAGAGAAAGUCACGAUUUGUUGUUUACACUUCACUGUACAGUCAAAACUAUUACUAAACCAUUCAUCAGAAGAGCCAUAUUGCUUCCUCAGCCUGUUAAUGAUCAGUUCAUCCAUCCUCUGGUAGACAUUUACAUUCCGAAGGUAAUACACAUUCAAAUAGAAGUAAACGCCAAUGUGAGGUCUAUAUUGUCUGAGCUCUACUGUGUCCUAAAUGUGUCCGCAACUGAGCUUUCUCUAACACUUGUACGCGAUGAGCACCUAAAUGACCAAGAAGCUUUUUUUUUCGACAUGUCCAAAAAUGGAGUUGUGACCUUGAAACAGUCUUUGAAUUCCUCUAGAGAAGAUAUUUUUUUGAUCAUUUUACGUAGGAUUAUGUCAUCGUGUACUGAGUUGGUACCUGUCCUUGUCCUGGUCACAUCAGAGAACUCCAGGAACCUAACUGGUCAAUGUGAGAACCAUCCGGCAUUUAAACUUCAGAACUGUUCCUCGUUCCGAUGUCAGAUUGAUGUCUACAGGACAGAGAUACAAGCAACUUUUCAAGGAGAUAUUACCAAUUUAACCCCAAGUGCAAUAUAUGCUGAAGAUUCCGAAGGAAGACAAACAAGUUAUUUUUUUCUGACUGGUAAUCCCAGAAAUUAUGACCAAGUAUUCAGUCUCCAUCCAGAUACUGGCAUUGUCAACACUUCCGGUUUAAACUUCUCCAGCAGCCAGCAGCCAUUUUAUAUGAUCAUUCGGGCUCAAGUGAAAUCAUCCCCUAGCUGUUAUGAUAAAGUUCUUCUCUACAUUAAAAUUAAAAAUGAUCUAAUUACUUCGUCUACAAAGUUUACAACUGGGAAAAUGACAACAGCAAUGCUUACAAAACCAUUAGGAAGUACAUCGUCUACAAGUAGCACAUUAAGUUCUACAGACAGUAGCACUUACGAAGCAGAGAACACAACAGUGAAAUUAGUGAAUCCGGAUUCAGAACUCUAUUCAAGCACUGUCUUAAGGAAAGAUCUCAAUCUGGAAGAAUCUUUGGAAGCUCUGAAGUUGAAUCCUGUCUUAUCACACUCAGACUACCAGUUUCCAUCUUGGAGUCUUUUUAGUUUUGUAGCUUUACUAAACAUUGCGAUAUGAAAAAGAAAAAAGAAGAAAACAAUGGCAAUACAAUUUAUAUAUUAUUAAUGAA